This is a messenger RNA of Lactuca saligna, 516 nucleotides long. Lineage: Eukaryota; Viridiplantae; Streptophyta; Magnoliopsida; Asterales; Asteraceae. The record is from the annotation of a GenBank genome assembly.
AUGGCAGCCGCAGCAGGCACCAGUGAAGUGCAAGGACUUGGCAUGGAGGAAUUCCAUGGGUGCACCCUCCUCCAUCUUGCUUGUGAAACUGUAGAUAUUUGGAUGAUUGAGCUGCUCUUACAGUAUGGGGUAGCUGCGCUUUCUGGAAAUAGAAACUUUGAAUUGCGUGUUCACCCACUAACAAGAGACAAUUACUUGGCUUCACUUCCCUUGGUUGUAGCUUACGCACUUAUCGGCACGUUAUGUGGUAGUAAUCCUUCUGAGGGGGUGUUUGUUGGGCUGCUUCUUUCAAUGUCAUUAACAACAGUGGUUUUGAAGUUUUUGAUGCAAAAGAAUAGUGUUAAUGCUCUUCAUAGAAAAGUAUCACAUCCAAUUGGAAGUAAAUAUAAGCAUAUCUUGCAGGGGCCUCUAAAAGAUUCUCCUGUUCUUAUGUAUUUUCCUGGUUUGGAAGGAACUGGAACUGCCUUGUUGUACAUGAGAAAACUCUUGGAAAGUGAGUUGAAUUUGGCUAAGUAA